UGUGAGAGGAAGUGUGUGUCAAGGCCGGGAAAGUUGUGUUUACGUGUUGGCCGAGAAAGAUAAAGAUGGCAGAGACGUCUGGCGUCUUCUAAAAAUAAACACCUGCGUUAGAACUGAGCUGACAGUGCUUAAAGAAGUCGAACCGCAGACCCGCGGGCGUUGUCGCCCCUUUGCAGCCACAGCCACACAAACGAGGACAUGGGCGACGACUUCAACAGUGCUCCCGGGGCAGUGGGAGCCCGCUACUACCCCGGGGGAGAGCGUCUCGAUGAGGCUGUUGGGGAGACCGAUGCCAAAAUCUUCAUCCAAAGACAGCCGCUGAGACAACCCAAGUCUUCCCCUCCGUUAAUGGACAAUAGCGGAGACUCUGAGAGAAGACAAUACUGUCCCAUACAAAGUGUGAAUGUGUCUUCAUCCUUCAACAACAGCAGCAAUCUGCCGUCUGUGCUCGUCUCGUCGAACCUUUCAGCCACUGCCCCUGAAUUCAUCCCUGCCGGAUUAAACCAGUUUUAUACGGAGGACCAGAUUUAUUACGAGAACUACGAGAACUAUGAGGACAGCUACAGUGAGUUCCCCACAUUGGCUGAUAUGGUCACAAACUUAAUGUACCAGCUCAGCUCUUCACCGGGUACUUUCGACAUGGACGUGGAGUACAUGGCUGAAACACUCAACUCUUUGGUCACUGAAGAGGCGUCGCUGACGGAGUUGGUGGAGCUGAUCUACACACAGUCCACAGCGCUUCCAAACUUUGCCUACACAGGGGCUCGGCUCUGCAACUAUUUGUCCCACCACCUUACCUUCAGUUGUCCUGCGGGAACCUUCCGGCAACUUCUCCUGCAGAGAUGUCGAUUGGAUUAUGAACGUCGGCACAGUGCUGUACAAGGAGAACCAGAGACUCAGAAGAAGUUUCACUCUUUCGUGCUGUUUUUAGGGGAACUCUACCUUCACCUUGAGGUGAAGAGUCAAAAAGGACCUCCGAAUCGAGCCGCAGUUCUUCUCAGUGGUUUGAAGGAUCUGCUGGACGUUCUUCUGUCCAAUCCUACUGACACAAACCUCAUCUGUGCAGUAAAAGUGCUCAAGCUGACAGGUUCUGUCCUGGAGGACGACUGGAGAGAGAAGGGAGAAGCUCACAUGGACGGCCUGAUCCAGAGAAUAAAGACACUCCUUCUGGAUGCCGACUGCAGCAGGGACGUGAAACAAAUGCUUCUGAAAGUUGUGGAGUUGAGAUCCAGUAACUGGGGCCGUGUCAGCUCCUCUGCAGCCAGCAAAGCGACGCCAGACAAUGACCCAAAUUACUUCAUGAACGAACCCACAUUCUAUACUGAGGACGGCACUCCAUUUACUGCAGCUGAUCCAGAAUAUGCCGAGAAGUAUCAGGAACUCCUGGACAGACAAGGGUACUUUGACGAGACCCCAUCUGAAAAUGGAGCUGGAUCAUUGUACGAUGUGGAGGAUGACAUGGAUCCAGAGAUCGAAGAAGCUUUUGAGAGCUUUUGUUUAGAAGCAGAGCGGAAACGAAAGCAAUGAUUACCAGAGUCCAACAGAAGAGGAGCUCUGUGAUUCCCAAAUGACCUCUGAUCUGUUCCUAGUUGCACAAAUGACACUUUUUGGUUGAGUAGGGUUUAAAUAAAGUAGCUCGUCUGUAGUCAGAGUGUUUCUUUAGUUGGGGGAGGCUUUUUUUAGGUUCAUUUUUAACCUUCUGCGUAGAACGGAACUUAAACAUUUGCUGUGAAUGUUUCUGCUGUGAUGUUUCUGUGCUUAACAAGAGGGCAAACUGUUCUGCAAUAUCCACCUGAGAUUCUUCUUUUUACAGUUUAUAUACAGUGCAAGAGGUUUAUUUCAGGUAUUCAGCUUCUGACUGGAGGACUGUUUCUGUAACUCAGAGCCGUGAAUAGGAAGUUGUUUUAUAGCUUGUACAUAUGACACAUAAUUCUUUGCCUGCAAUAAAUGCUUUAUUACAUGGAAAAAAUCUCUCUUUUGCUUAUUGAAUGUUUGUUUUUGAAUGGUUGUUUGUCUAUACGUGUGUUGGCCCUGUGAUGAACUGGCGACUUUUCCAGGGUGUGCCUUGCCUAUUGGCCAUUGAUGCUGAGAUUGGCACAGCUACCACCGCGACCCUCCUCUUGAUUGCCAUAGAUGAUGUAUGUUGGUAUGUAUGUAUUACCACUAUUGUUUUGCAUGUGUCUUUGUUUCUACAGUCACCAUUUUGAUGUUUCUGCAAGGUUUGUCCUCAUGUUAUGAUGCUGCCUACAAGCAAAAAAUCCUCAAUGAGGGAGGA
This is a messenger RNA of Synchiropus splendidus (mandarinfish), 2275 nucleotides long. RefSeq names its product poly(A) binding protein interacting protein 1 (gene paip1). Bases 199 to 1527 code for a protein of 442 amino acids. Gene Ontology annotation, biological process: regulation of translational initiation. The record is from RefSeq and is a predicted model, not a curated record. Gene Ontology annotation, molecular function: translation activator activity; protein binding; RNA binding. The transcript has 11 exons. NCBI's taxonomy places the organism in Eukaryota, Metazoa, Chordata, Actinopteri, Syngnathiformes, Callionymidae.